AUGCCACAUGAAUUACUGCCAUAUUUUUUUCAGAUCAUGUUCGAAACCUUCAACACACCGGCAAUGUACGUAGCCAUCCAAGCUGUGCUGUCCCUGUACGCCAGUGGUCGUACGACCGGAGUUGUGCUGGACAGUGGCGACGGCGUCACUCACACCGUGCCAAUUUACGAAGGUUAUGCUCUGCCACAUGCAAUCUUGCGUCUUGACCUUGCCGGCCGUGAUCUGACUGACUACCUGAUGAAGAUUCUGACAGAAAGAGGAUACUCGUUCACUACCACGGCUGAACGUGAAAUCGUGCGAGACAUCAAGGAGAAGCUGUGCUACGUCGCCCUGGACUUCGAGCAGGAAAUGGCCACUGCAGCAUCCAGCAGUUCCUUGGAGAAAAGCUAUGAACUGCCUGACGGUCAAGUAAUCACCAUCGGCAAUGAGAGGUUCCGAUGCCCGGAAGCGUUGUUCCAACCAUCUUUCUUGGGUAUGGAAUCUUGCGGCGUACAUGAGACGACAUACAACUCGAUCAUGAAGUGCGAUAUCGAUAUCCGUAAGGACCUGUACGCGAACACGGUUCUUUCCGGUGGUUCCACGAUGUACCCUGGUAUCGCCGACCGAAUGCAAAAGGAAAUCACAGCCCUGGCACCGAGCACGAUGAAAAUCAAGAUCAUCGCACCUCCGGAAAGGAAGUACUCGGUCUGGAUUGGAGGCUCCAUUUUGGCGUCGCUGUCCACCUUCCAGCAGAUGUGGAUCAGCAAACAGGAAUACGACGAAAGCGGUCCAUCGAUUGUCCACAGGAAAUGCUUCUAA
Soboliphyme baturini is the source of this 798-nucleotide messenger RNA. The record is from the annotation of a GenBank genome assembly. NCBI's taxonomy places the organism in Eukaryota, Metazoa, Nematoda, Enoplea, Dioctophymatida, Soboliphymatidae.